CUAGCCUCCACUACGAUCCCCUCCAUGUGGCCACAAACAAAACCCAUCUUCAAAUCUCCCCAUUUUCUGUCCUGCUUGCAUAACUGUCCCACCCAUCUUCUUUCUUCUCUUUUGUUUCUUGUUUCUUUCCCCGUAGAGAGAAAACCAUUUGGGUUCAAAAAUGAAAAAGACCUCAAUGGAUUGAUCAAUUGAGGUCUUAUCGUCCCAACCCAUAAACAACUAUGCAAUCCUCCAGUGCCAGCACUCAAGAACCUGGUAAUUUAUUCUCACUUGUAUCCAAAUUGAGUUACUUGGCAUUUGAGUCUAGGUUAAAGACUCGGAAUUCAGAUGGGUACUCUUCAAUUUUGCCUAAUUGCAUAUGUUUUAAUGGAGUUAAGAAGAAAUCCAAGGUUGUAGCUUCAUUGAGUUUGAGUGGUGGAAGUGGUUGUAAUAAUAAUAUUAGGAAAGUGUUCAAUGAGUUCAAUAGGUUUGUUAGGUUUCACUGUGAGAAAAUCCCAAUUGGUUUCGCUUCCCUUCGGAUUGGUUCGAAUGAUGAUGUUAAUGGAUUGGGGGAAGAUGGUUGUAGUGUUUUAGAGGAUGAAGGACUACCCUUGAAUGGUGUUGGGUUGGUUAGGAAAAAAAAGGUACUGAUUUUGAUGAGUGACACGGGUGGCGGUCACCGGGCUUCUGCGGAAGCUAUUAAGGCCACGUUCAAUGAAGAAUUCGGUGAUGAAUACGAGGUGUUCGUUACUGAUUUAUGGACAGAUCAUACUCCAUGGCCAUUUAACCAAUUGCCCAGGAGUUAUAGCUUCUUGGUGAAAACCGGGCCUCUGUGGAAAAUGACUUACUAUGCAUCUGCUCCGCGGGUAGUGCACCAAUCCAAUUUUGCUGCAACAUCGACGUUUAUAGCUCGAGAGGUUGCCAAGGGCUUGAUGAAGUACCAGCCAGACAUAAUUAUCAGUGUACAUCCUCUGAUGCAACAUGUUCCCCUCCGUAUCUUGAGGGCAAAGGGUCUUUUAAAGAAGAUUGUGUUCACCACUGUAAUUACAGAUUUAAGCACUUGCCAUCCGACAUGGUUUCAUAAGCUUGUUACAAGGUGCUAUUGCCCCACCGAAGAGGUAGCAAAAAGGGCUUUAAAAGCUGGACUUGAGCCUUCUCAAAUCAAGGUUUUUGGCCUUCCUGUGCGACCAUCCUUUGUUAAGCCUGUUCCCCCAAAGGGGGAGUUGAGGAGAGAACUGGGAAUGGAUGAGGAUCUUCCUGCUGUGUUGUUGAUGGGCGGUGGCGAAGGGAUGGGUCCCAUUGAGGCUACGGCACGAGCACUUGGAAACUCAUUGUAUGAUGAGAAUGCCGAGGAGCCAGUAGGUCAGGUCCUCAUAAUAUGUGGCCGAAACAAAAAGCUUGCCAACAAAUUGGCUUCUAUUGAAUGGAAAAUUCCUGUCCAGGUGAAGGGGUUUGUCAGUAAAAUGGAAGAAUGCAUGGGAGCAUGUGAUUGCAUUAUUACAAAGGCUGGUCCAGGGACUAUCGCAGAAGCUAUGAUCCGAGGACUCCCCAUAAUUCUCAAUGAUUACAUUGCUGGGCAGGAAGCUGGAAACGUGCCAUACGUGGUGGAAAAUGGAUGCGGUAAAUUCUCAAAAUCGCCAAAAGAGAUAGCUAAUAUCGUUGCUCAAUGGUUCGGUCCGAAAGCAGAUGAACUGAAGGCCAUGUCCCAGAAUGCCCUGAGGUUAGCUAGGCCGGAUGCUGUGUUUAAGAUAGUCCAUGAUCUUCAUGAGUUGGUCGGACAGAAAAGUCUUGUACCCCAACCACAAUUUUGUUCAACUUGAAAAUCGAACGUUUUAAACCAUCUUUGUGAUCAAUAGUUCCGAACAUGACUUACCGUUCAGCAAAAGUAAACAUUUUUGUUAUGACCCUUGAUUCAUUUGCUUUGUUCUGAUAGUUCAAUGAGGAACUUGACACAGUUCCAUAUUUAAUCA
Rhododendron vialii is the source of this 1949-nucleotide messenger RNA. RefSeq names its product monogalactosyldiacylglycerol synthase, chloroplastic. The coding region runs from base 222 to 1799 and encodes 525 amino acids. The transcript has 8 exons. Lineage: Eukaryota; Viridiplantae; Streptophyta; Magnoliopsida; Ericales; Ericaceae. The record is from RefSeq and is a predicted model, not a curated record. Gene Ontology annotation, biological process: glycolipid biosynthetic process. Gene Ontology annotation, molecular function: hexosyltransferase activity.